AUGAAUCUCCAAAUUCGUGAAAUUUUUAAUAUUUUCCAAAUUCAUGAAAUUUCUAAAAUCACUUCAACAUUAAAAAAUCAUGCAAUUGCUAGUGUUGCCUCUUUAACAUUAAUAGACUGGUUAACAGCCUUUCUAUUCAUCGCUCUGCUUUACACGGCUAAAUAUUACUUCUCCUAUUUCACACGUAAUAAUCCUUUACCAGGACCUUUGCCUUUUCCUAUAAUUGGUAACGCUUAUCUUUUUCGUGGAGAUUUAGCCGAAGUAUUUCUUAAACUUCAAGCAAAAUAUGGAACAUUAUUUGAAGUUUAUUUUGGUCCUAAGCGUAUGAUUUGGUUGGGUGAUGCAAAGUUAGUUAAAAAACUUAACGAUCCAUCUCCAAAAUCAAAUUUCCCGUAUCGUGCUAUAGGUCCUUGGAUUGACGAAAUUAAAAUGACUGGUAUGGGAAUGGGUCUUAAUAAUCAUAUGAAUUCUUGGAGAUUUAAUAGGUCAAUGUUAGGUCGAAGUCUAAUGGUACCUUCACUCUUUCGACAAUUGGUUCAUAUAAUGGAAAAAACUUUUGUUGAAUUAGAAGGAUACUGGAUAAAGUUAUCAGGAGGAAAUGAAGUUAUGAAGAUUGAUAUAGCUGAUUGGAUUUAUAAAUUUACAAAUGAUAUUAUCGUUCCUACAGUUACAAAAAAACCUGCUGCAAAUAUGCUUACUUAUUAUAAUCAUCUUACAAAAAACGAUUCUAAUAUUACAUUCGAACAACAACAAGCUAUUGAAAUGUUGGAUAGAAUUCGAAUUUGGCAAAAAUCUAUUGUAUUCUUUUAUUUCUUUCCAAAAUUCCUUAGGCAUUAUAUACCACCAUUUACUUCUCUUAAUUCUAAAUAUUUAUAUAAUAUAAAUUGGUUAAAUGAAUAUUUUAUUAAUAUUGUAAAAGUCAGAAGAAAAGAAAUUGAGAAUACUCCAAAAGGAGAAACAUUAAGUUCGGAUAUUUUAACUUCUCUUAUCUGUUCUAUCACAUAUCUUGGUACCCAAUUUGGUAUUGAAAGUGACGAAUAUGAAAGGCCUAUGACAGAUGAAGAAAUUAUGCGAGUUACGAUUGAAGCAAUUACUGGUGGCACUAAUCCGCUUGGCUCUGGAAUAUGUUUCACCGUAUAUAACAUUGCUAAAAAUCCAGCCGCACAAUCCAAGGUUCAUGAUGAAAUUGAUAGAGUCCUUGGUAAAGACAUGAACCGACCUGUAACCUACGAUGAUAUUAUAAAAUUAAAUUAUAUCGAGGCUUGUUUUAAAGAAUCUUUACGAUUGGUUCCGGUUAUCCCAUUUAUUUUUAAAGCAUCAGAUAAAGAAGAUACUGUAGCUGGUCUUAACUGGAAAGCACAGCAAGAAUUUUUUAUUCAUAGUUAUUAUAUACAUAAUAUUAAGGCUCAUUGGAGCGAUCCAGAAUCAUUCAUACCUGAAAGAUUCCUUGGUAAUGAAAAUAUUGAAGAAAAUAGUCAUUUACCAUUUGGUGGUGGACUUAGAAUGUGCCCUGGACGUCAUCUCGCAUUAACCAACGUUAAAAUUUUCGUAACUUUAAUAUUUAGAAAAUAUAAAAUUGAGUUAGUUGAUGACAAGUCAUUCUCAAAAUCUUAUGAUUUAGAUAAUAGAUGCGAUAAAUUGGAG
This is a messenger RNA of Racocetra persica, 1644 nucleotides long. The record is from the annotation of a GenBank genome assembly. NCBI's taxonomy places the organism in Eukaryota, Fungi, Glomeromycota, Glomeromycetes, Diversisporales, Gigasporaceae.